Molecule: messenger RNA, 3134 nt
Organism: Phragmites australis (common reed)
Lineage: Eukaryota; Viridiplantae; Streptophyta; Magnoliopsida; Poales; Poaceae
Exons: 7
Coding region: 183-2642 (819 amino acids)
Molecular function (GO): zinc ion binding; protein binding
Source: RefSeq, a predicted model, not a curated record
GUCUCCGCAGCUAUAGCAAAUCAAUCCCCUUGGUCCUUCUUCCUCCUUCCCCCUUCCCUCACGGGCCAGCCUCCCAUCACCUCGAACCAUCACCUCUCUUCUAGACCUCUGCUGGACUGGAGCGGCGUGGAUCCGGACCUUGGUCUGCUUUCUCCUCUGCCAGUCUGCCUCUGGUUGGAAGCAUGACGGAUGGUGGUAUUGUGGUAGCCAUUUGCCAAUACGGUGGAGAGUUCACUUCUGGUCUCAAUGGUAAUUUGAUAUACAAAGGGGGAGAAGCGCAUGCUGUUGAUGUCACUCGUGAUAUGUCACUGGAGAGCUUCAAGGAUGAGGUGUCCAAGGUGUUCCAUGUUGACGUCAGUGAAAUGUCAUUGAAGUACUUCCUUCCGAAUAAUAACAGAACGCUCAUCACAAUAUCAUGUGAUCGAGAUUUGCAACGGAUGGUUGAUUUUACAACUAGUGCUGCACAAGUGGAUGUUUUCUUGAUAAGUAGAGUGGAGAACAGGAGUACCAUAACUCACACUGGAGCUUCUGCCGUUAAACCUGGCUCUAAUGCACGUGGAGACAAAAAGAAAAGGUCACCUUCCAAAAACAAGGUAUCCAAAAAUAACAAGAAGACUCCCAAUACUCCUGGUUCUGCAGUUCAAGCUUCUGACAAUAAUGUGAAACAGCCAAGACCAGUUGUUACUGAAAAUGAUGACAACAGGGUUUUCCAACUGGAAUUUGGAACCGAUGUUGCCUUUGCCACCACAACUGGAGGAGCUUCCACCACACCGGUCAUUCUGGAUCAGCAAAAUCUUGCUCUUGUUGAAAGCACGCCUAGGGAACCAGUUGCGCUUUUUGAUGAUGCAGGCAACCCAUAUGUUGGUUCUGAGAUCACGGCAGAACCUCAACUAGGACUUGACAAUCCUAUUGCAUUUUGGGAUGAUAUUAUCAAAGGUGUUGGCCAAGAAUUUGAUAACGUGAAGGAUUUCCGUGCUCAGUUGUGCAAGUAUGCCAUUGGGAAAGGAUUUGCGUAUCGAUUCAUAAAAAAUGAAACCACUCGUGUCACCGUAAAAUGUGUUGUGGAGGGCUGUACGUGGCGAUUACAUGCAUCCGAGUCAUCUCGUAACAAGAAGUUUGUUAUCAAGAAAAUGACAGAUGAGCAUACAUGUGGAGGUGGAAGUGGAGAAGGUCAGCGCCGAGCGACUAGACAGUGGCUGACCACCAUCAUUAAGGAGAAGCUGCAUGAUAAUCCAAUGUUGAAGCCAAAGGACCUCGUCAAGGAAAUAUAUGAACAGUAUGGAGUUACACUAACCUAUUCACAGGUUUGGCGAGGUAAAGAAGUAGCGCAGAAGGAACUGUUUCAUGCAAUCAGGGAGACUUACAGUCAUUUGCCCUGGUAUUGUGAGAAGCUUUUGGAGACCAACCCAGGAAGUAUAGCUUUGUUAUCUCCAAUGGUGGAUGCAAAAUUCCGUCGCUUUUUUGUUGCAUUCCAUGCUUCUUUGCACGGAUUUGCAAAUGGGUGCAGGCCCCUCUUAUUUCUUGAUAAGGUUCCACUGAAAGCGACAAAUGAGUACAAGUUGCUGGUGGCUGCUGCAGUUGAUGCAGACGAUGGUGUCUUUCCAGUGGCAUUUAAUGUGGUUGAAGAUGAAAAUUAUGACAGCUGGGUUUGGUUCUUAAUGCAGCUGAAAUUUGCUCUCCAGAAUCACAACUACCCUUACACUGCGAUGACAUUCUUGUCCAGUGGACAAAAGGGUCUGGAUGCUGCUGUUUCUCAAGUUUUUGAAGAUGGCAACCAUGCCUUCUGUUUGCAUCAUAUCAUGGAGGAAUUCAAAGGAGAGCUAAGGAAGGGACCAUGGUCGCAGCAAAUAAGAGAGGCGAUGAUAGAGGAUUUUACUCGUGCGGCCCAAGCAUGCAGCAUCGAGGACUUCAACGCGUCCAUUGAGAGCAUAAGGAAUAUAUCCACCGAAGCCGCUGACUGGAUCAUUGCAAGCAAGCCAGAACAUUGGUCAGAUGCCAUUUUCAAAGGCUGUCGGUAUGAUCAUUUCUCCUCGAAUAUUGUUGAUGCCUUCAAUAACUGGAUACCAACCAAGAAGGAGGGUUCAAUAGUGCUGAUGAUAGACUCGUUGAGAAUGAAAAUUAUGGAGAUAAUAGAAUCUAGGCGUGAAACUUGCAAGGCCUGGCCAGGGCCUUUGACACCUUCUAUGGAAUACAAAGCACAAGAGGAGAUGUUGAAGGCUGGUAAGAUGACUGUGCUGUGCUCCUCUGAAACUGUGUUUGAAGUGCGGGGCAACGCAAUUUUCGUUGUUAAUCUUGCAAAUUGGGAAUGCACCUGCCGGAGGUGGCAACUUUCUGGCCUCCCGUGCAUGCAUGCUGUUGCUGUGUUCAACAGGAUUGGGCGAUCUUUCUAUGAUUACUGCUCAAAGUUUUUCAGAAUAGAAAGCUACCAUUUGACUUAUUCAGGAAUGAUCUUCCCAAUACCUGACAUGGAUACUGUUGAUUUUAGUGUUGGGGCAAAUUUAAUUCCACCUCCUAAGCCACGUACAUCAGAUAAACCAAGAAGGAAGCGGUUUAACCCCAACAAGGUACCCACUGUUAUACGACUCUGCAGCAGGUGCAAGCAAGCAGGCCACAAUAAGGCAACCUGUGAAGCUAUUUUGUAGACAAAAGUAACCUCUGCAUCUCGAGUAUGUAUAGCAGAGUCAAAGAUCUGAAGUUUCGCUAGAGCAAGACUGAUGAGAACAUGGCGGGCCAGCGGGUGUUUUUGUUGAUUUAAUGUGAUGAAGAUAUAGCCUUUUUUGGUGCUCUGGUGCUGCCUGCUAUUUGUAGUUUUUUGGAUGGAAGGGGAGAUGGGAUAUCAGGCAUAUAUAUGAUUCUGUUUAUGCGGGAGUUGUAACUUAAUGUUCUGUAGUGGGGCGAUGACAAGGUGCUAACUAGCUUCAAAUGAUGUCGCCGAAACCACAUAGAUCAUUAGCAUGCAGUUGGGAACUCUAGGUAGUCCGUAAUUUUAUUGUUUAGAUGAACCGAUGCUUAUUCUCAUGUAGAUCUUUGUACAUGCUAUGGUUGAUGUUUGCUGUAACAAUUCAGUUAGUGCAGCCGUUGUGUGUGGCAGCUCUUAGAUAGAUGGAGUAAGUAAACAAUCCAUCAUUUGGUGC